GUGCUAAUCAUAGUCUGAUCAUUCUUAUUUCCACUUGCCAAACACCCGCUAAAAAAUUGUUGAAGGAUUCUCUCUUUCACCUCAAUAAACCCACAAAACUUUUGCAAAAUUUGACUGAAUUCGAUUUUCAUCAACACAAAUUCCUUUCCAUUUUUUCUUACUCCGAAUAUUGCAGUUUCCAUGGCUCCAAAAGUUCUCAUGGUUGCAGAGAAGCCUAGUAUUGCUUUGUCCAUUGCGACAGUUCUAUCUAAUGGUCAAAUGUCAACAAGGAAGGGAAGUACCGAGGUGCAUGAAUUUGAUGGGAAAUUUAUGGGACUUCGCAGUAAUAUUAAAGUAACUUCAGUGAUUGGGCAUGUUUUCAGCGUAGAUUUCCCAGCAACAUUCCAAGACUGGUCUGCAACAGAUCCUCUGGAUCUUUUCCAAGCACCUACACUUAAAUCAGAGUCUAAUCCAAAGGCUCAUAUUCGGAGGCAUUUGAAUCAAGAAGCUCGAGGUUGCAGCCAUCUUGUAUUGUGGCUGGAUUGUGACCGUGAAGGGGAGAAUAUUUGUUUUGAAGUAAUUGAGUGCACUGGUUUCCAUUUCAAAGAGAGGGAAGCAAAAGUUUAUCGUGCUCGGUUUUCCUCUGUUACUGAGAAAGAUAUAUUGAAGGCAAUGGAUAAUCUUGUUGAACCAAACAGAAAUGAGGCUCUGGCUGUUGACGCUCGGCAAGAGAUAGAUUUGAAAGUUGGAGUUGCAUUCACCCGCUUUCAGACGAGCUUUUUUCAAGGAAAAUAUGGGAAUCUGGACUCUCGAGUUAUCUCCUAUGGGCCAUGUCAAACUCCAACCCUUGGAUUUUGUGUACAACGCUAUUUGAAUAUCAACACUUUUAAGCCUCAAAAGUUCUGGGUUGUGCAGCCUUACAUUGUUCUCAAGGGCUAUGAACUCAAGCUGGAGUGGGAUCGUGACAAGCUGUUUGAUUUGGAUGUAUCCACGAUGUUUCAAAAAUUGGUGAUGGAAGAUGGUACUGUUGAAAUAAUUAAUGUAUUUGAGAAGCAGGAGCACAAGAGUAGGCCUGCUGGUUUGAACACAGUGAAUCUUCUUAAGGUUGCUUCAAGUGCACUGGGUUUUGGGCCACAGAUGGCAAUGCAGAUAGCAGAAAGGUUAUAUACACAAGGUUUCAUCAGUUAUCCUCGUACAGAAAGUACUGCUUAUCCUUCUUCGUUUGACUUCCGAGGUACACUUGAAGUACAAAAGAAUAAUCCUGCAUGGGGUGGUUAUGUACAGACCCUAUUGAUUGAUGGUUACCAUAAGCCUCGUUCUGGAACUGAUGUUGGUGAUCAUCCACCCAUUACCCCAAUGCGUUCAGCUACUGAAGAGAUGCUUGGUUACGAUGCUUGGAGGUUGUAUCAGUAUGUUUGUCAGCACUUUAUUGGCAGUGUGUCUCCAGACUGCAAAUAUAUUAGGACAAAAGUCGAGUUUUCAAGUGCUGGAGAACUGUUUAGUUGUACAGGACAAUUUGUCACUGCCCAAGGAUUCACCUCUGUUAUGCCUUGGCUGGGUAUAAGUGAGAAAAAGCUUCCUGACUUGGCAAAGGGUGAAAUAGUUAAAAUAUCAAAAGUUGAACUGUACGAGGGGAAGACGUCACCUCCCGACUACCUCACUGAAAGUGAAGUCAUCUCCCUCAUGGAAAAGCAUGGAAUAGGUACAGAUGCAUCCAUUCCUGUUCACAUUAACAAUAUAUGCGAGCGCAACUAUGUGCAGGUGCAAAGUGGACGAAGGUUGGUUCCUACUGCUUUAGGUGUCACUCUUGUUAGAGGCUAUCAAUGCAUUGAUCCAGAUCUCUGUCUGCCGGACAUUCGGAGUUUUAUCGAACAUCAGAUUACUCUGAUUGCCAAGGGUCAAGCAGAUCAUUCCCUAGUUGUCAAGCAUGUUCUUGAACAAUUUAAGCAGAAGUAUGUAUAUUUUGUCAAGCAGAUUGAACAUAUGGAUGCACUUUUUGAAGCCCAAUUCUCCCCACUGUCUGAGUCAGGACGUGCUUUGAGUAAAUGUGGCAAGUGUGCGAGGUAUAUGAAGUACAUCUCUCCGCAACCACCACGUCUCUUUUGUGGUACAUGUGAGGAUGUUUAUUAUCUUCCUCAAAAAGGCUCAAUAAAGCUCUACAAAGAACUCAUUUGUCCUUUGGACUAUUUUGAGCUCUUGCUCUUCUCCAUGCCGGGUCCUGAAGGCAAGUCAUUUCCUUUAUGUCCGUACUGCUACAACAAUCCUCCAUUCGAAGGUCUAGAUAAACUCUUUGGAGCGCCCAAAACUGGUCCCGGAAAGUUAGGAAAGGGUGCUGGGAUGCCUUGCUUCCUCUGCCCCCACCCUACAUGUCGGCAUUCACUGAUAGCUCAAGGUGUUUGUGCUUGCCCAGAGUGUAGUGGCACUCUUGUCCUAGAUCCCGUCAGUGCUCCCAAGUGGCGGCUUUACUGUAACAUGUGCAACUGCCUUGUCUUUCUACCUCAAGGCGCUCAUCGGAUUUCCACAACUAAAGAGCGGUGUUGUGACUGCGACUCAACUAUCAUAGAAGUCGACUUCAAUAAGAACAAUACACCAUUGGCAGAUGGAGCUACAUUACACGCUGGAUGCAUUCUUUGCGAUGAACUCCUUCAUUCAUUGAUCGAGAUGAAGCAUGGAAAAUCUUCUUUGAGGCGUUUUGGUGGGAAAGGAAGGGGUAAAGGAAGAGGACGAGGACGAGGACGAGGUGGGAGGAAAGACAUUGAUCCAAAGAUGAGUUUCCGGGAUUUCUGAGACUUCGUAACUUUUAAUUUUCCGCCAUAUCGGGGGCGUGGAGGUUGUUUGUAGUCUGAAAACUGGUUUCUUAAACAACUUAGUCUGAAGUUUGACGUGCCUUUGCUCGUGACGUCUUUCAUGCUGUUCAUGAAUUAUGUCUCAAAUGUUCACAAGCUCUUGCCUUUAGAAAUUGUAUUCCGCGUGUUUCAUUACAUUUGCUAUAUUUACUAAAAAGGUUGUUUAGCAAUUUGUUAUUAUUCCUUAUAUAUUUAUAUUUGUGACUAAUUCUCUUUUUCUUUAUCGUAUUAACAUAUUUUUUUUAAAAUUUUAUGAACAAAUUUUAUUUAUUUGACUUAUUUUCGUAAUUGC
Molecule: messenger RNA, 3117 nt
Organism: Amaranthus tricolor (Joseph's coat)
Lineage: Eukaryota; Viridiplantae; Streptophyta; Magnoliopsida; Caryophyllales; Amaranthaceae
Product: DNA topoisomerase 3-beta
Exons: 15
Coding region: 181-2766 (861 amino acids)
Biological process (GO): DNA topological change
Cellular component (GO): nucleus
Molecular function (GO): DNA topoisomerase type I (single strand cut, ATP-independent) activity; DNA binding
Source: RefSeq, a predicted model, not a curated record